Stegostoma tigrinum is the source of this 1940-nucleotide messenger RNA. RefSeq names its product zinc finger and BTB domain-containing protein 43-like. Bases 266 to 1801 code for a protein of 511 amino acids. Gene Ontology annotation, molecular function: protein binding; DNA-binding transcription factor activity, RNA polymerase II-specific; RNA polymerase II cis-regulatory region sequence-specific DNA binding. NCBI's taxonomy places the organism in Eukaryota, Metazoa, Chordata, Chondrichthyes, Orectolobiformes, Stegostomatidae. Gene Ontology annotation, biological process: regulation of transcription by RNA polymerase II. The record is from RefSeq and is a predicted model, not a curated record. The transcript is spliced from 2 exons.
UCGGCGUGCGGUCUGGCAGGAACUAGAAAUAGCCGAGUAGUGGCGGAAAGAGCCGAGUGCCGGGUUACAGCCCCCCACCCCCCACGACCCCCGGGAGAUGAAGAAGCCGCUGCCGCCGCCGCUGCCGGGUCCAAAAGUCGCCUCUAGACCGGACAGCGCUGCCUGAAAAACAUCGUCCUGUGCAAAAAGUGGUUGCCGCGUUGUCCUUCUCCCGGACGCUGCAAGGAGGGAGGGACCGCUUGGGCUUUGGAGAAGACGCCCCCGCAUGGAGCCUGGGAUGUUUCAGGUGGAGUUCCCGAACUUUGGCAACAACUUGCUGAGGAAGCUGAACCAGCAGCGGAUGGAGGGCAAGCUGUGCGACAUCACCAUCCACCUGCAGGGCCAGAUGUUUAAGGCCCACCGGGCAGUUCUGGCUGCUUCCUCGCCCUACUUCCAUGACCAAGUGCUCCUGAAGAAUGCCAGCCGCAUCGUACUGCCCAGUGUGAUGAGCCCCAAGGCCUUCGAGAACGUGCUGGCCUCAUCCUACACAGGCAAGCUGACCAUCCUGUCGCCCGACAUCGUCAGCUACCUGACGGUGGCUAGCUUCCUGCAGAUGUGGCACGUGGUGGACAAGUGCACCGAGCUGCUGCGGGAGUGUCAGCCCCCGGCCCCAGCCCCCAGCCAGAACCAGUCACCCAGCAGCAGCAACUACCUCAGCCCUUGGCACGGUCCCGAGCUGCCCACCAAGUUCGAGAGGCCUGAGGAUGACGGCAUCAAGGUGGAGGGCCAUCAUCACCAGCAGCAGCAGCAUCAGGAGGACGAGGAAGAGGAGGAGGAGGAAGGGGCGGCGGGUGGAGGGGAUGAUGAGGAGGACGAUGAGGACGAGGAGGACGAUGGGCAGAAGGGCUCAGCCUCACCACGCCAAGAGACUGAGCAGGACAAUGUCAUCAGCAACUCGGCCGAUCGGGAGAGGUUCGGGGCGGAGGGUCGGGAGAGUGAGGCUGGGGCGUUGAGCGAUGGCGCCGACUGUGCUUACCCUCUGCAGACCUACAGCCAACCCAGCAUGGUGCCGCACAAGCGCUGGGUCCUAGUGAAGAGCGACAAGGCGGAGGGCGGGCGGUCACCGGGCGGUGGCGGGGAGGAGGACGAGGAGCGGCACUUUGUACUGGUGCCGCCCAUGGGCAAGAGGGAGCCGGAGGACCCUGGGCACGAGAUGCCCGCCCACUUUGGUGAGCACCUUGCGCCCGAGGAGUAUGACGAGUUCGCUGAGGACCCCAGCUACGACGAGCCUGUCGACUACUACGGAUCCUCAGACGACUUCCACUUCGAGCGGCCAGCAGGGGGCAGCCCCGGGAGCGCAGUCAUGCAGGGCUCUGGGCUGCCUGGCGAGAUCCAGGAGAAUGGUGCCUACGGGGUACUGGGUGAGCCAGGCCCCAGUUCUGGGCAGGCAGGAGCAGCGGCUGGCUCUGACUUCCCUGGCGGCGCCGUCUACAAGCUCUACCCCUGCCAGUGCGGCAAGAGCUUUGCCCACAAGAGCCAGCGGGACCGGCAUAUGAGCAUGCACCUCAAUGUCAGGCCCUUCGGCUGCCCUAUCUGCAACAAGAAGUUCAAGAUGAAGCACCACCUGAUGGGUCACAUGAAGAUCCACACCGGGCACAAGCCGUACGAGUGCCACUACUGCGGCAAGAAGUUCAUGUGGCGAGACAGCUUCACGCGCCACCGCAACGCCUGUGCCAAGCUGUACCACGCCGCCACAUCUGUCCCCAUCCCCCUCCCUGACAUCGACGUGCCCUCUGACCUCAGCGUGCCCUCUGACGUCUGACCCAGACCCUCUGACCACCUGCACCCCUCCCCUUCCACCCGUUUAUUCCCCCCCCCCCUUCACUAAAGGAAGCUGCGAGUGGACGUGUGGGAAUGAAUGAACCAAAGUCGUUGUUGGGUUGGGUUGGGUUGGGUGGGGG